AUGGUGCCGACGGAUUAUCGACUACCUGGACACACCACAGCUACACAAGUCCGAAACUAUCUCCCAGUCCCAGGUCCCUUGAGUGUAAAGAUGUUUGUUAGAUAUCUACUUGCCAUGGCCAUCCUUGGCCUCACACAGGCAGCCUCAGAAAACAACUCAGUGGUCUCUCUUUUCAUCUACGGCGCAGAUCAACAGUCCUUGGUCGGCUCAGUCAUUGAGUCGAGAUCCGAAAUAGCAACCUACAGCAUAAACUGUCCCCCAGGCACCAAUUCCACAGACUGCGGGGUCUCCUCUGGCUUGUUAUAUACCGAAGGCCCAACAACAGUGCAAUGGGAACUUCAAACACCAUACGAUGCCAAUGUGUAUGGUCGUGUGAUCUGUUCCACAGGAGGCACGACAACAGCAGUGUGCACAGAAGUAACGCCAACCAAUGGCUCAACCGCCGUUACCAGCGAAACCACAGCCCUCAACUCCGACCAGAUUACCCUUUUAGCUGUGACAAUCACUGCUAGCGCUAAUACCUCUUCUUCGAAUGCGACCGUCACAGCUAUAACCACUACUACUGCAACAAAUUCCUCGGAUAUGGGCACCUCGACUUCCGCUUCUGGGGAUACAGUUCCGAUUAAUGUACCGAAGGAGUUUUUCUUAGGUGGAUUAGCAGUUGCUUUGAUAGCAAUUGCUCUCUAA
Messenger RNA from Penicillium malachiteum, 687 nucleotides. RefSeq lists its product as uncharacterized. The transcript has 3 exons. The coding region runs from base 1 to 687 and encodes 228 amino acids. The record is from RefSeq and is a predicted model, not a curated record. Lineage: Eukaryota; Fungi; Ascomycota; Eurotiomycetes; Eurotiales; Aspergillaceae.